CCAAGCCUUUUCCCCCCGUCGUCCAAUCUGAUCACUUGAAAUGUAGAAUGCAUUUCCUUGAAAUUCAAAUUCAACACCCCUUCCUCCCUCACCCGUCAGAUCAUCAUCAUCUGCAUGCCCCUAUAUCCUAUAUAUAUGUAUAUAUAUAUACCCUCCAAUCCAUCCCCCAUAUAUCACCUCGGAUCCACAUUCCUCACUAAUUACUUAAAACACAACACACAAAACAACCCCAAGUUAAAACGCUCUCAUUUUUCAUAUAUAUAUAUAUAUAUAGAGAGAGAGAGAGAGAGAGAGAGAGAGGCUUCUUCGAGGUGCCAUGCAACGUUCAGCGUCAGCCGCCAAUGCCCUGGCCCGUCAAAUCCUUCGCCACCAGACCCACGUCCAACCGCUCCGGCGGCACCAGCCCUGCGACGUCUUCAUCAACCACCGGCGAAUCGACACCAACAAGAACAUCUCCGGGCUACUGUACGACCAGAUCUCCCGGAUGGGGCUCCGGGCGUUUCUCGACAGCAAGACAAUGAAGCCCGGGGACAAGCUGUUCGACAAGAUCGACACGGCAAUACGAGAAUGCAAGGUCGGGAUCGCAGUGUUCUCGCCCAGCUACUGCGAAUCCUACUUCUGCCUGCACGAGCUGGCGCUGAUCAUGGAGUGCAAGAAGAGGGUGGUGCCCAUCUUCGUCGACGUGAAACCGUCGGAGCUUCAAGUCGUCGACGACGGGAACCGUCCGGCCAAGGAGCUGCUGAAGUUCAGAAAGGCCCUGGAGGAGGCCAAGAACACGGUUGGACUAACGUUUGACUCGUUGAACGGGGACUGGUCCGAGCUCUUAACGAGUGCAUCAGACGCGGUAAUGGCGAACUUGAUCGAGGUUGAAGAAGACCGAUCCUCUUCCUUUGAUCAACUUGGCGGGAAUUCAAUUAAUUGAAGAAAUCGAGGCCGCUUGACCAGAAGUACUAAUUUUUUUCUGGAUCAACGGCAGGCACUAAUAUAUAUAGGUUCUAUUAUAAUUAAAGACCCUCUCUUCAGAAUCUGGGGAAAGGGCCAAUUGAUCGAUCAAAUUCCUUCAUUCCUUCAUUUUUCUGUUAAAUAAUUAACCCAUCAUAUUGUUCAUUUUCCUGUGUAUUUUUUCCCUUUUAUUUCUAACUCAUAAUCCAUACUCAAUGCCCGGAGCUUCAUCAAAUUUAUGGGUCUGGGGCUUCAACAAAAUAAAUUGUAAAAUUUUCAUUCCCCCCCCCCCCCCCCCCCCUCUUUUAAUUUCUUUCUGUUGCAUUCUGUAAAAUGCUGUUCAUUAUUG
This is a messenger RNA of Diospyros lotus (date-plum), 1291 nucleotides long. RefSeq names its product TIR-only protein-like. The record is from RefSeq and is a predicted model, not a curated record. Gene Ontology annotation, biological process: signal transduction. The transcript is spliced from 2 exons. The coding region runs from base 317 to 922 and encodes 201 amino acids. Lineage: Eukaryota; Viridiplantae; Streptophyta; Magnoliopsida; Ericales; Ebenaceae.